AGGAAACGAUAAGAAUUACGAACGAUGUGAGACCAAUAAUUUGUUCGUUUGUUACAAGUUACAAUUAAUUUAGAAAACUUGAUGAGACGUUCGUCCUACUGGGUGCUUAUCGUUCUAUUGUGUACCCGGCAAUCGAAACUCGGGCAUUUUGCACCGUGGACACCGUAAAUCGAUUUCUAUGUCCAGUUAUUGACUACGAUGCAGCGCGUCAAAAUAUUAACCUUAGGGUUAUCCCGUAACCGUUGGAAAGAUCCGUUUGGCGCCCACUCGGCGAUGACAGAUUGGACACGUCGGCGAAGGGUCCAUACGUCGUGCGCGACCUUUGAGUUCCAUGAAAAUGAUAAGCGGAGCGGCUACGACACAGGGUUUGAGAUCGCUGAGUCGCACACCGAGAGAAUCCGCCUGGGCCUGAAACAGCUCAAAAAAGAAAUCAAACUAUGGAAAAAAGAAAUAAAAGAAGUUUUGAUCAGUGACCCCAUAUUUGAUUAUAGAGCAGGUGAAGUGGAUGUGUUUUGGAGAUUUUACGAAGAAUCUUCCUUGGAUCACUGGAUUGUCACUAGUGAUAGUGAUCAUGCUGAAGGUUUUAGUAAUUGUGAAUUAAAAAUAAGCCAUCAGGGUUAUGGGCUCUUUCAUGGAAACCUAUGUUCAAGAGUCCCAAAGGAUGGAAGGAUUCAAAAUUCCGGUUAUUGUAAUAUGAUAACAAAACGAGUUUCGAAAUCUUUUCAACGUGAUAGUUUUUUGGACUGGAGUCCUUAUACACAUCUUAAUUUACGUUUAAGAGGCGAUGGACGAAGUUAUUUAAUAAACAUACAUGUGUCUGGACAGUUUGAUAUUAUGUGGAAUGAUGUAUUUACAUUUGUGCUUUACACUCGAGGUGGACCAUAUUGGCAAACCACAAGAAUACCAUUUUCAAAAUUCUUUUUCGCCAGCAAAGGACGGAUACAAGAUAAACAAGCACCAUUGCCAUUAUAUAGAAUUACUCAUUUUGGUAUUACUGUAUCAGAUAAAGCUGAUGGCCCUUUUCAAUUAGAAUUAGAUUAUAUAGGCGCUGAUUUUGAUCCUGCCCAUCAUGAAGAGACUGCGUAUGAAAUGUAUGAAAUUAAACAAAAUUUCAUUGUUGGAACAUAAAUGCAUAACUUGUUAUAAUAUUAGUUUAUAGAUUAUUUAAUAUUUAUGUUUAUGUAAACAAUCUUGUUACACAGUAGUUGAAAUUUAAACUUAUAAAUGGUUACAUUUUAGUUUUUUUUUUAAUUACAAGUGAGAUGAUAUGACUAUAUGAAAUAUAUUUUUAUUAAAAUGCAUUUGAAACAUCAGAAAAGCAUAGUUUGUCUGACUCUAAAAGCUUAUUAAAUAUUUGGGCGUUGCUCGAUUGUGGCCCAAAGUAACCUUUUUACCUUUUCACCUUUCCCGAUUGCGGAUCAUACAUAUAGGAAAUACGUAUUUUGAAAUAAAUAUAGCUAUCGAUUAUGCAUGAUUCGCAUGAUCACCAAUAUUCAGCAUGGUAAUUUGGUGCUGCCAUAGAUUUAACUUCUAUACAACCUUCAACUGCUAAAAUAUGAACAUUUUGUGGUUAUUUAGUGACACUUAUAUUGAUAAUAAUUCUGAUUUUCCUUCUAAAAUAUGGGCUACUUAUAGUUCCAGUAUUUGACAAUGAUGCGUGUGAAAGCUUCCAUUUUAAAUUAAAUUACCAAGUACAUUUCAAUUUUUGGACUCUUCGGGAAACAACCAAACAAAUUAAUAAAAAAAAUUUAUACAAACCUAGAUUACAAAAUUAAACAACUUGAAAAUAU
This is a messenger RNA of Rhopalosiphum maidis (corn leaf aphid), 1790 nucleotides long. It is a transcript of the gene CIA30, whose product is annotated as complex I intermediate-associated protein 30, mitochondrial. Gene Ontology annotation, cellular component: mitochondrion. Gene Ontology annotation, biological process: mitochondrial respiratory chain complex I assembly; mitochondrial electron transport, NADH to ubiquinone. The transcript has 4 exons. Bases 199 to 1128 code for a protein of 309 amino acids. The record is from RefSeq and is a predicted model, not a curated record. Lineage: Eukaryota; Metazoa; Arthropoda; Insecta; Hemiptera; Aphididae.